Messenger RNA from Candidula unifasciata, 156 nucleotides. Lineage: Eukaryota; Metazoa; Mollusca; Gastropoda; Stylommatophora; Geomitridae. The record is from the annotation of a GenBank genome assembly.
AUUAAGUAUGCACGAAACCUCAGACCGGGCCGUAUAAAAAUUGACGGUCGCUCAAGUUCGAGAGUCGCGAGGUAUUUAAUCAGCUGCGCGAAUCUGACGACGAUCAUCACGGGCGGACACAGGGAACAAGACGCUGGAUUUAUCUAUGACCUGGAG